Molecule: messenger RNA, 804 nt
Organism: Meloidogyne enterolobii
Lineage: Eukaryota; Metazoa; Nematoda; Chromadorea; Rhabditida; Meloidogynidae
Source: the annotation of a GenBank genome assembly
AUGUAUGACUACUGCCCUUUGGCACUUUACAGCGGUGAACGCUCAAAAAUGGAAUAUGCUCUUGCCUCCUUAAUUUACGACCCUCAUAGAAAUCUUCGAAUUUUUGUUGACGGAAAUUCAGUUCAUGAUGAUUCUGAUUCUCCAAAAAAUUUUGAUGAAAAAAUUCUUUCUGACUUAAUAUUUCCUGGCACUCCAAAUGCUAAUAUUCAAAUAUUUAUUAAAAUUGUUUGUUUUUCUUUUUUAAUUUUUUUAAAUCUUUUUCGUCUUUUACUCAAAUUAUUCUUUCAAUUCAAAUUUAUUUUUAAUUUAAUUUUAAAGGUAACUUGCAUUCUUGCCGGUGUCAACGAUGACCAAAAACCAUUUUCUCUACAACAAAGCAGCGUUCUUUUUGAUUUGCUCAAAGCCCAAAAAAUUGACAAUAUUGGAAUUGUUCGUGCUUACGAGCUUUAUAAAAGUCUUCCACAAAAUAUACAGAGAGAAUUGCAGAAAAAAUCGAAUCUUUUGGGACGGGGACUUGACUUUUUAGCCAAAAGGGAUGCUCGUUCUCUUGUUGAAAGAUAUUUACUUGCCGCAACAAUGAAAGAUUGCUCCUUAAUGAUAAGUAUUCGACUUGUUGACAAAAUUGGAGAAAAUAUAGUUAGGACAGUUGGGGGAGGUUCUGGGUUUGUAAGUGUUCGUGCUUUGGAUGGUCAAUCUCUUUAUUUUGCCUUUUCUAAUCUAGAAAGUGCCUAUAGCCGUUUUAUGGCAGGUAUUGGACUAAUUAAAUCACAUCCAAAUGUUCACCGUCCUUGUAUCACUUAUUAA